Molecule: messenger RNA, 1672 nt
Organism: Striga asiatica
Lineage: Eukaryota; Viridiplantae; Streptophyta; Magnoliopsida; Lamiales; Orobanchaceae
Source: the annotation of a GenBank genome assembly
AUGUUACUUAUCGACCAGGAUAAGGAUAUACGGUUGACUCCACCAAUAGGGCUAGGAAGCAUAACACUUACAGGAGCAAUGUUUUUGGUUACAUCUGCAUUACUCGGAUAUGUGAGUUCUCUCUCCCCUUUCCCCUCCCUCCCCCCUCCCUCUGGUUUGCCUUUCGAUUGCUCUGUUGUACUCCUGGGGCCUUUAUUCGGACUGUUUUCCCUUUUUCCUUUUGACAGUAAAAGAUUGUCUCUUUACUUGAAUGAUCAUCAAAAUCCUAUAAAAUUUGUACCGUGUUCAAACGUAUCAUCUCUAAACUGUGAAUUGCUUCUGUGGUUUCAAAUAUAUUCACCUCAACUGGAUUCUCCUCCACCUAGAUGGGUUCAUGUUGCUCAUGGUUUAUUGCUCUUCUUAUAUCAGACUUUUGAUGCUGUUGAUGGAAAGCAAGCAAGAAGAACAAAUUCGUCGAGUCCACUGGGAGAACUUUUUGACCAUGGAUGUGAUGCUCUUGCAUGUGCGUUUGAAGCCAUGGCUUAUGGAAGCACUGCCAUGUGUGGUGGAAGUGCUUUCUGGUUCUGGUUUAUAUCAGCAGUCCCUUUCUACUUUGCUACAUGGGAACACUAUUUCACCCAUACCCUCAUUCUUCCAGCUAUAAAUGGACCUACGGAAGGUGCUGAGUGGUGGGUCCAGGCGUUUGGAAAAUCCAUCCCUUUCUUGAGUUGGCUUCCAUUUAUAAGUCAACUCACAAUGUAUAAGGCUGCAUUGUAUUUAAUGAUAAUUUUUGCAGUUAUCCCCACAAUCUCGUUCAAUGUAUACAAUGUUUAUAAGGUUGUGAAGGCAAGAAAAGGAAGCAUGGUGCUGGCUUUGGCGAUGCUCUAUCCUUUCAUUGUGCUUCUGGGUGGUGUUCUGUUGUGGGAAUACUUGUCUACUUCUGGCUUAAUGAAUAACUACCCUCACUUGGUCAUACUCAGUAUAGGGCUUGCAUUUGUGUUUCUUGUGGGUAGGAUGAUUCUUGCUCAUUUAUGUGACGAACCCAAGGGUUUGAAAACAAGCAUGUGCAUGUCAUUAUUUUAUCUGCCUUUUGCGAUUGCAAAUGCACUCACUGCUAGGCUUAAUGAUGGGGCUCCUUUAGUUGAUGAGUUCUGGGUUCUUCUUGGUUUCUUUGGGUACGCAGUUGUACUUUAUCUGCAUUUUGCUACAUCAGUCAUUCAUGAAAUAACAUCAGCACUGGGAAUAUACUGCUUCAGGAUAACUAGUAAAGAAGCGUGAGCAUGAUUAUUAUUACUUUUUAUUGGCUGCAACUUGAGGUUAGCUCUCCAAAACCAAUCGAUCAACGUUUUUUGUUUUUGCUAUUCCUUUGCGGAGAGAACUGCACUUUUGGUAGAUCCAAACACAAUUGAGAUGGUGACAAAUUUUGAGCAGAUAUAUUUGUAUACACGCACGCUUAAUGUACCAAAUUAAUUCAUUGUUAUCUAUGGGCCUAUCCCCUUGGCCCAAUCUCUCCCUCAACUCCCUUCCCAACCUACACCUCAAAAACUGAUGACCUGGAUACACGUAAGACAAUUAUAUAUACAUCAGAUUUUUAAUUCCAUGUAAUAAAAGGUUGGUUGGACACAUAAGCAUCGAUGACCGGUUUCUAACUUUGAUGUAUCGUUCUGCAAAGAAAUCAAAUGUCAUGGUAUUC